UCCUAGGUCAGAAAGUACUGCAGAACCAAGCACAAAAGCAUCCAGGGAGAAGAUUAGAAGGGACAAGCUGAACGAGAGAUUCCUGGAAUUGGGUGCCAUUUUGGAGCCAGGGAAAACUCCUAAAAUGGACAAAUCAGCUAUAUUAAAUGAUGCUAUUCGUGUAGUAGGUGAAUUGCGUAGCGAAGCAAAAAAGCUCAAGGAUUCAAAUGAGAGUCUCCAAGAGAAGAUUAAAGAGCUGAAGGCUGAGAAGAAUGAGCUGCGAGACGAGAAGCAAAGGCUGAAGGCCGAGAAGGAGAGCCUGGAGCAGCAGAUCAAGUUUCUGAAUGCCCGCCCAAGCCUGGUACCACACCACCCGGUGAUCCCAGCCUCUGCCUUUGCAGCUCCUCAGGGGCCGGCAGCGGCCGGGCACAAGCUGAUGAUGCCUGUGAUUGGCUACCCUGGAUUCCCGAUGUGGCAGUUCAUGCCGCCUUCAAAUGUUGACACCUCUGAUGACCCCAAGUCUUGCCCUCCUGUGGCGUAA
This is a messenger RNA of Miscanthus lutarioriparius, 520 nucleotides long. NCBI's taxonomy places the organism in Eukaryota, Viridiplantae, Streptophyta, Magnoliopsida, Poales, Poaceae. The record is from the annotation of a GenBank genome assembly.